CAUGAACUGUGGUUGCAGUCAGUAGCACAUCAUCGCGCGGAAAGUACCGUUUGUGAAUUCUCGGAUAUGUUGUGCUAGCUAAGGAAUUAAGAAAUGGCGAAGCCCCCUUUUCGACAUGGAUCCUGGACAUAUUACGCGGCCAUACCAGCGCUUUUCCUCUUCGUCUACGCUUACACGGUAGGCCGAAGCUGGUCUCCAGUGUCGACGGUCUGUAUCACCGGCAGCCAGACGGCCCAUCUGGCGUUCAGAUCUCACGCUUCUGACAGCGACAACCGAAGUCUCGGAGUCACCAAGGUAGUUGCGAAGUCAUCUCCUGGUGACAGCGUGGACGACCUGCCUUGGUGGGACGGUGGGAGGUGUCUCCAAGACGGGGACGGAAGCUGGCGGCCGAAGGACCCGUCCCACGAGAUCUCGCGCCCUAGGAGACUGCGCGGCGUGAGGGGCACGUGCGGUCGUAGGGCGUUCGCAGAUGGCGACCACCAGCAGGUCAUCAGUUACUCACUCUUCGGUAGCAACCCUGGAUACUGGGUGGGGCUUUCAGAAUCUCUCUCCAUGGCGAAGACCCUCUACCCGGGAUGGAAAGUGUGGCUUUUCACAGAUCCGCGAGGCAAGAGUUCGGUCUUGUGUCCCCUUCUACAUAAGCACGAGCACUUCAGAGUGUGUGACGUCACCAACCUGCCCUUUCCCCUCUACAACAUCAGCCGAGUAUAUCCUACCGUGUGGAGGUUGAGUCCCUUGGGAGAUCCUACGGUGGAUGUCCUGAUUGUCAGAGAUUCGGAUAUGAAGUUCAUGGAACGAGAGCAGACCGCUGUUCUGGAAUGGUUGUCGUCCAGCAAGAUGUUCCACUUGAUGAGAGACCACCCAGGUCACCUGGCGCAAAUUUUGGCUGGCAUGUGGGGCGCCAGAUGGGACAUCCAUAGCCAGAGGAAUAAGUCGUCCACCGACUUCGUGGCGAGGCUGCUCUCGUCCAGCCCCCCGUCUCUGGAAGCCCUCCAGAAGAUGAGGAACAGGAUGCUCGUGAUGGCCUCGAAAAAUCUGUACCACGGGAUUGAUCAGGCGAUACUGAAGAGGGUGCUAUGGCCGGAGAUGGUUGGCAACGUCGUGGCCCACGACAGUUAUUACUGCACGAAAUUCCCUUCCGGAUGGAGACCGUGGCCCACUCGGCGACACAAUGGCACUUUCGUAGGAAACACUUGGUACAGAGGAAGACAGACGCCCUUAACUGCCAAGUGUCCCCGUGAAUGCCGACCUCCCGACCAUCUGAUUGGGAGUACUGUUAAUGACGUCGUUUCCAAUUCAUAAGGAUUGGAGUCUAUGUCUCUAAGGGCUGCUCUAUGAGCAAGGGCCCGUGCUGGCAUAAGGCCAGCUUAGUCUACAACAACAACAACACCAAUAUAUGUCUUCGUUACACGGGAAAAAGCCUGGAUUUCUGAAAGGUUUUCAGAUCCAGACGCCAAGUAAACUUUAUUUUUUUAUUUUUUCUUGUCAAUAGCGACCACUAAGUAAAAGUGAUCUCAAAAUGUUUCGUUGUAUAAUAUUAUGCGGUGUUGAAUUUUUUGUUAUCUUUCUCUCUGAAUAUAAUAGAUAUAUAGGUGUAGAUACAUUGUUGCAAAUCUAGUCCCAGAGAACACGUUCUCUUCCACCACAAAAUACACUCUGUCACCUACGCUGUGAAUCUCAAAAGUGAUACCACCCUUUUUUUCCCCAUGUUUUAACUUCCU
Messenger RNA from Macrobrachium nipponense, 1721 nucleotides. RefSeq lists its product as uncharacterized. The coding region runs from base 94 to 1302 and encodes 402 amino acids. The record is from RefSeq and is a predicted model, not a curated record. Lineage: Eukaryota; Metazoa; Arthropoda; Malacostraca; Decapoda; Palaemonidae. The transcript has 7 exons.